Naegleria gruberi is the source of this 1659-nucleotide messenger RNA. RefSeq lists its product as uncharacterized. Gene Ontology annotation, molecular function: hydrolase activity. NCBI's taxonomy places the organism in Eukaryota, Heterolobosea, Eutetramitea, Acrasida, Naegleriidae. The transcript is spliced from 7 exons. The record is from RefSeq and is a predicted model, not a curated record. Bases 1 to 1659 code for a protein of 552 amino acids. Gene Ontology annotation, biological process: nucleotide catabolic process.
AUGAACCACUUGAGAAGAAAACAUGCCCUGCCAACGGCUUCUACAACAGAGACUGUGAAUAUGGCUAAUAUUACCAUCUUGAUGGUGAAUGAUGUUUAUGAAUUGUUGGCUGAUGAUAAAGGAGUUGGUGGAUUGGCAGAAUUGGCAACCAUGAUUGAUCAAGAGAAGAAUAAAUCGAGGUUUUCGAUUUCUACUUUGAAUGGUGAUUUUAUGAGUGCUUCGACUUUGGCAGAACAAUUUAAAGGAGCUCACAUGAUUGACGUAUUGAAUAAUAUGCCAAUUGAUUUUGUUUGUCCUGGAAAUCAUGAAUUUGAUUUUGGAUCAGAAAUUUUGGAGGAACGCAUUAAAGAAUCUAAUUUCAAGUGGAUUUGUUCAAAUGUUGUGUACAAUAAUGAGGAAACCAAUGAUAAAACAUUCAAUAAUUCUGAAUCGAAUAUUUUGAAGGGAGUUUACAGAAAGUUUAUUAUUACUGACCCUGCUUUGGAUGGUUUAAAGAUUGGAUUGUUUGGAGUUUGUACAAAAUAUUCGGAAUAUCUCAGUAAGCCUGGAAAAUUAAUCAAAUUCCAACCAAGUAUUCCUAUUGCUAGAAGAAUGGUCAAUGAGCUUAGAAAUGUAGAUAAAUGUGACGUUGUUAUUGCCAUUAACCAUUUGAAUAUUGCCGAUGAUAAGGAACUGGUCAAAAGGGUGCCUGGAAUAGAUGUAGUUUUGUCAGGUCACGAUCAUGAAGUAUACACUGUCAUCAAAGAUAAUUGCCUUAUUCACAAGGCAGGUCAGGAUGCCAGAUACCUCACAAGAAUUGAUUUAAUUAUAGAAAAGAAUCAAACAACUGUAAAUACUGGUAAUCAAUUCCAUACUGUAAAGGUCUAUCCAUCAUGUAACAUGAUGAUUAAUCACGGAUACAAACCAAAAAAGAAAGUUUCAGAUGUCAUUCAAAAGUAUAUGGAAAUGUUGCCACCAGGAAUUUUCGAUCAAAUUGGUGUCACUGAAACACCACUCUAUUCCAGCACUGAAAGCUGUCGUUCUAAGGAAACCACUUAUGGAAAUCUUGUGGCUGAUAUUGUAAGAGAGAUGUUUGAUGCUGAAAUAGCACUUUUCAAUGGAGGUGGAAUUAGAGGAGAUCGUUUCUACGAUCAAGGUAAAAAGAUUACCAAAUAUGACAUUCUCAAAGAAUUCCCAUUCCCUAAUGAAAUAGUUCUUUCACAAAUUAAGGGAGUUGAUUUAUUAGCUGCUGUAGAGGAAGGAGUUCAGAAAGCAGAAAGUGUUGUUGGUGCCUUCCCACACUUCUCCAAAGGUAUUUCGAUCAUUUAUGACAGUAGGAAACCUCCACUCAAACGUAUCAUUGAAAUGACAUUCAAUGGCGAGAAAAUUGAUGAAAAUCGCGUCUAUUCAUUUGCCACUGUUAAAUAUUUACUUAAGGGAGGAGAUGGUUUCUUCUCCUUGAAGAAUGCAACCAUUGUCGAUCAUCCAAGAAAUGAUCACAAAAUUUUUGAUAUUGUUGUGGAAUGGAUUGAAAAAUAUCACAUUUUGAAAGCUCACAUUGAGGGAAGAAUUAUUGAUAUUGCCAGAGAACGUAUCACUAAUCAAUGGAGUGGAACUAAGGGUGGAAGUGAUGACGAUUUUGCAGGAGACUACGUUGAAGGAGACAAUUUGAAAUUCUAA